This is a messenger RNA of Rhodotorula graminis WP1, 765 nucleotides long. RefSeq lists its product as uncharacterized. The transcript has 3 exons. The record is from RefSeq and is a predicted model, not a curated record. Bases 1 to 765 code for a protein of 254 amino acids. NCBI's taxonomy places the organism in Eukaryota, Fungi, Basidiomycota, Microbotryomycetes, Sporidiobolales, Sporidiobolaceae.
AUGGCACCUACACUCCCUCUCGAGCUCCAGCUGUUCGUCAUCGACCUCGCCCUGCCGCCCCUCACCCGCAAAUCGCUCGCCGAGCUGAGCGAGCUGAUGAAGACGUGGACCCUCGUCGACCGCGCCUGGCACGCGUACCUGGUCGCCAAGGUGCCUGUCGUGCCCCGGCUCGUCCUGAGGGAGGACGAGCGCGACGUCGCCGCGUUCGAGCGGUUCCGCGAGGUCGUCGAGGCUGCGGGCCGGGUCGUCGAGCACUGCGAGCUCGACAUGCGGCGGUGGAAGGGCGAGAUCCUCGAGGGCCACCACCUCAAGAACGCUCUGCGUCGCUACAAGACCGCCUGGGUCGACUUGCCGUGGACCCCGUGCACUUGGCCGCUCGAGCAUCUCGCCGGCCUCACUCGCCUGUCGAUGAACGACGAUCUGCAUGAAGAACCGCCGACGCUCGCGACCUCCGUCAAUGCUCGUCUCGAGCACGUCGCCCUGACCUGUGUCGACCUCGCCGACGUCGACCUGAGCGGCGCCCACAUCAAGUCCAUCCUCUUCAACAAGUGCUACCGUAUCGACUCGCAGAUCUUUUCUGCGGGCUUCCCGUCUCUCGAGGUCCUCGGCAUCUCGUGCGCGCUCUCGCCCUCGUUCGUCGAAGCCAACCUCGAGCACAUACGCCAGGCUUGCGCCGCGAGCAACACGGUGUUCACGGUCAUCGAGGCGCCCGAGGACGACUCGGCGUUCGACCUCGAGGCGUGGGCGCUUUCGGUCGGCGGGUAA